AUGGCUCCAGUUCAGUGGGAUGGCUUGGAAAGUUUGAGAGGGAAGUUUUGGUUGUGGUGGACUGAGUUGGUGGAGGCAACUAUUAGGGAGAAAGGGGAGGAGCAUAUUACGUUUACAGUCAACCUGCUAUGGCACAUUUGGAAGGAUAGAAACGAGAUAAAUUUCAAUGGGAAAGGUAGGGAUCCAGGAGUGGUGGUACACAAAGCAUUAACAGAAUGGCUGGAAUACCAGGAGGUCCAGUAUGAGGGAAAGGAGGAAGGGAGGGAAUCAAGGCUAGAAGCAGGGAAGAAAGGAAGUUGGGCAGCUCCUAACAAAGGGUGGAUCAAGCUGAACACUGAUGCGGCUUUGAACCAGCAGUCCAACAAAGCUGGCUGGGGUAUUGUGGCUAGAGAUUGGAAGGGGAAGCUGGUUGCUACGUGGGCUUGUCCUUCUUUUACAUGCUCAGUCCCAGUACUUGAGGAGGCUUUGGCAAUCAGAACUGCAAUGGUUAAAGCUGCUUUGGAAGGCUGGGAAAGGAUCAUCAUUGAAUCCGACUGUAAGGUUGUAAUAGACAGAAUUCAGGGAGAUUCGGAUGAUGUGCUUAUCUCCACAGUCUUGCAGGAUAUUAAGUUGUUAAAACAAAACUUUAAGGAAUGUUGUUUCUCCUUUGUUCAUAGGGAGUUCAACUCUGUUAGUCAUACGUUUGCUAGAUAUGCUCUAAAUCUAGGAUCUAUUGUUGAUUGGAAAGCUUGUUUUCCAGUUUGGUUGCUUGAUAUUGCUCAAGCAGACGUUGAGGAGCAGUUGCUCCAGGAUGUGUAA
Molecule: messenger RNA, 798 nt
Organism: Coffea arabica (coffee)
Lineage: Eukaryota; Viridiplantae; Streptophyta; Magnoliopsida; Gentianales; Rubiaceae
Molecular function (GO): nucleic acid binding; RNA-DNA hybrid ribonuclease activity
Source: RefSeq, a predicted model, not a curated record